This is a messenger RNA of Mollisia scopiformis, 707 nucleotides long. RefSeq lists its product as uncharacterized. The coding region runs from base 148 to 522 and encodes 124 amino acids. The record is from RefSeq and is a predicted model, not a curated record. The transcript has a single exon. NCBI's taxonomy places the organism in Eukaryota, Fungi, Ascomycota, Leotiomycetes, Helotiales, Mollisiaceae.
UUUGCCGCAAGCGCAAGAUACUGAAUCCUCGAAGUCGAGGUACAGAAGCUGAGCCUCGAAGAAGAUACUGUUUGUGGUAUAUCCAACUUGUAUCACAGCGAAGAAUUUACAUCGAAGAGAGAGAACAAUUUGACAUACCUAUUUUCGAUGAUGUUUAAAACAUACGUCUUUUCCUUAGCUGCUUCUGAGAUGUCUCAUUCACAGCCGCGAAGAGCAUCCAUAUCGAGGCGGCCAGCCCUGAUGUAUGUGGCUGAUAUUCCCGUUCAACAACAAGGUACCUUGGAAUUCAACAAACAUCAAGUACUGUACUGCGGUUCAAAUCAUACCCUUUCCUCAAAUCAUGCCUUCGUUUUCCGGUCAAACAUCAAGUCUGCAGUAUCUCGCAAUGGAUUUGAGACAGCUCAAUGGACAAAACUUGACAGUCAUUCGAUUAUUCGAAGAUCAAUGACACAGUUCCCAGCUUGUUCCAAGGCUGGCUGCAUGUCGAGCAAUCCUGUUUCAAGAUCGGGAUCUCAAAGCUGAAUGGCAUGGAGUUCACAUCAAACCUAGUUCUGCCAAAUGCACAGACGGGUCGUUCAGUACCUUUAUCAGCACUAGAGCCUUAGCAGAGAUAUGGGCUGUCUUUAAUAUUGCAAGCUGAGCUUUGAUUGGCAAACAUAGCAAGCCUCCACCCCCACUAAGAGGAUCUUUCCCGGAAUAUCUGCAGA